GUGACGGUGGAAUCGUGACGCCCGCCGUACGUCAUGUUCUCCUAACUUUGUGAGGUUACCCCUCACUUGUCAGGAGAUCCAUCAUCCAGUUGCUCGUUUGCUGGGGGUAUAACUAUGGCUACUGGCAUAGCUGUUCUGCUCCUCAUCACGAGCUCCGUGCUCUAGAAGUCCUCGUAUUCUUAUUUAUAUCAGUAAAGGUCGACGUCUCGCACAUCAUGUCCGAUAAAAACCGAGAACGAGGCCUCAAAGCGGCUAUCCACAACCCCAGGGUGUCGGAGGAAGCUAAACAGCAUGACCGCGAGCUUCUCGCCAGUGAGUUCGGUGAGCAGGUAGAGGAGCCAGAACAGACGGGAAAGAGCAAGCGGCGCUCUUCGACCAGCAGGAGUGCGGCCCCACGCCUUCACCAAACAAAGAGAGAGACCCAGCCGGGCUCUUCCACGGCUGCGCCUGAAGCGCAUGCGAGUGGCACAAAGGCCCGGCGAGCUUCGAGUGGAGAUACAGGGGGCUCGCAGCAGAUCGGCGAGGAGAAGGACAGGGGCAAUGUAAUUCGAGGACUGAAAGCUGCUCUCAAGAACCCGCAUGUCUCGGAAAAGGCCAAAGAGGAGGACCGCAAGAGACUGCAAGAGAUGGGUGAGACAGUCGAGUAGGGUUUUCAGCGACCACCUACUUUAGGUGAUCUCCUCAGUGUAUAGUCUUGUAAUGAUCGCACCGGAAAGUUGAGAACUUGUUUUCUAGGUGAUGUCCAGCCUUCU
Molecule: messenger RNA, 752 nt
Organism: Chaetomium strumarium
Lineage: Eukaryota; Fungi; Ascomycota; Sordariomycetes; Sordariales; Chaetomiaceae
Product: Conidiation protein 6-domain-containing protein
Exons: 2
Coding region: 216-647 (143 amino acids)
Cellular component (GO): cytoplasm
Source: RefSeq, a predicted model, not a curated record